This is a messenger RNA of Exophiala dermatitidis NIH/UT8656, 1242 nucleotides long. Its product is annotated as arginine N-methyltransferase (Rmt2). The coding region runs from base 1 to 1242 and encodes 413 amino acids. Gene Ontology annotation, cellular component: cytoplasm; nucleus. NCBI's taxonomy places the organism in Eukaryota, Fungi, Ascomycota, Eurotiomycetes, Chaetothyriales, Herpotrichiellaceae. Gene Ontology annotation, molecular function: protein arginine N5-methyltransferase activity. The transcript has a single exon. Gene Ontology annotation, biological process: peptidyl-arginine methylation. The record is from RefSeq and is a predicted model, not a curated record.
AUGUCUACACAGGAGGUGACUGCUCCUGAUGGACAGUCCUUCGAAGAACAAAUAAGAGAGAUUAUCCAGGCCGCCGCAGCACACGACAUCAAAGCCCUAGAAGCGUGCAUUAGCAAGUAUUCUUUUCCAGACUGCAAGGCUGUGGACGUGCAGGAUUUGCAAACAGGGCAAUCGCCUCUCCGUGCUGCCAUUGCCUCAUGCAGACCUACGACCAAUGGGGUUGAUAGCGGACAAGAACCUGCUGAUGUCGAGGUUGCCGCCGCUGAAACCGUACGAUUUCUGUUGGAAAACGGUGCAAUCUGGAACCAGCUGGACAACAAUGAUGAGACCCCCGGCUGCAUUGCUCAUCGAUUGGGCCUCGACGAUCUAUAUCAAAUGAUGGUUGAUGCUGGCGUGCGUGCCGAAAUGUUACUCAGCAGGCUUGAAGAGUAUGAAAGAUUGGGGGAUGAUGAGGAAGCCGAGGCUGACAAGGCAGACGACGAUGAUAAUGCUGGCAGGCCAUCCGGAGAGGAGCAAGAUGCCACAGACGGUCAUCAACAGGACGACGACAAGCAUGAUGUACCUGACACAACGCAGGACGUCACCAGCUCCGCUUACCUCUCAUCCACUUUGGCACUCAGCAACAACAAGUUGCUGGAUGAGCAACAUAAUGGAGUGAUGAUGGCAUGGGAAAGCGGCAUUAUGAAACAAUCGGCGGAUGCUCUCUUGUCGGAGCCGGGAAUGAACAUUCUCAACAUUGGCUUUGGCAUGGGCAUCAUCGAUUCAUACAUCCAGAACCAUGCCAACCAACCGGCAAACCACCACAUUGUCGAAGCGCACCCGUCUGUUCUCGAGGAGAUGAAGAGCAAAGGCUGGAUGGAUAAGCCGAAUGUCGUGGUGCAUAGCGGGAAAUGGCAGGAUGUUCUUCCACAGCUAGUCGCCGAAGGGGAGACGUUUGACGCCAUCUACUUCGACACUUUUGCCGAGUCGUAUUCGGAUUUCCGGGAUUUCUUCCAAGAGCAGGUCAUUGGUCUUUUGAACCAACAUGGUCGCUGGUCGUUUUUCAACGGCAUGGGCGCCGAUCGACAGAUCAGUUAUGACGUGUACCAGAAGGUUGUCGAAAUGGACCUGCUUGAAUCCGGGUUUGAUGUGGAAUGGCAAGACGUCCCGCUUCCCGAUCUGGAACAGGAAUGGGAUGGAGUGCGAAGGAAAUAUUGGAAUGUCACCAGCUAUCGACUGCCGGUAUGUAAAUUUAUGGAUUGA